UAAAUGUCAAGCUGACGGUGGAGAUAGAUAACAUAAUUCAGUGGCUGAUGAACUGAUCACGAGAACAUGGCGGGUAAAUUUCUUCUUUGUCUGUUGGGAGUUUUGACGAUCUCUGUCGUACAAGGUGAUUUCACGUGUCAGUCGGACAGUGACUGUUUGCUCUCCGGUUAUCAUUGCUGCAAAGGCACUAUCUACUGUUGUUCUGAUGGGUACAUAUGUACUGGUACCGACACCUGCCUCAGUAUCGGGAUAAUCGUUGGCCCCAUCGUGGGCGGAGUACUCAUCAUCAUCAGCAUCAUCGUCUGCUGCAUUCGAUACCGUCGUAGACUGAGUGCAGUGGCCUAUGGACAGCAACAGGCUUACGGACAACAACAGGCCUACGGUCAAGGUUACGGAAAACAAUAGACUCAUAACUCACCUAUGGGAUUAUUCCAUCGAACACCUGCCAAACUUAGUCAGGAGACACUAUUCUCUUGAUGUUGGCAAGUGAGCAUUCCCUGAUAAUAGAUAUUUCAAAUGCGCUUUAGUUUUAUGACAUCUUAUAUAAUCCUGCUCGAUAUGUCUAUGUGAUUAUUAUUAACAUUUUUUUCUGUAUUUUUUCUUUUCAUUGAUGUGACUAUUGAAUAUUUCGGACUGCUUAAUCCUAUGCAUGUAUUCAUUUUCAACAUUUUCGCUGAAAUAAAGUUUCACAGGAAAAGGAA
Ostrea edulis (European flat oyster) is the source of this 701-nucleotide messenger RNA. RefSeq lists its product as uncharacterized. The transcript has 4 exons. Lineage: Eukaryota; Metazoa; Mollusca; Bivalvia; Ostreida; Ostreidae. The record is from RefSeq and is a predicted model, not a curated record. The coding region runs from base 67 to 405 and encodes 112 amino acids.